CCAGGAAAAAAAAGCGUGCAUGACUUUGGGAAUCCGAAUUGCGGAACCAGACACUUGGAGUACUGGAUACUGUUCGAACUGGAUACCAUUCAUAAAUUUAUUUCAUCGACUCUUGAGUCUUACUCGACGUCAUCGCUGACGUUGGCUCGUGUUGCAGCUGAUCUGCUCUCAACCGACAUGUGGGGAUGCUUGGUAAUUGGGAUCCGAAGACUGGCCGCAAUUUCUAUGGUGUUUGGUUAUGAGGAGGCUUUCUGGCUGAUUUUUCUCCGCGUUGCCGGCGCUGGCUGUCUUGCAUCUCUUUUCCGUGCUGGGUAUUCUUCUUUCUUGCGCCUCCUGGUUAUUUUCUGGUGUAUCGGCUGUGGCACCCUGUCUCUGUUGCUUUCAAGGACUUGUUGGGAGUAUUUCUUACGAUGUCUUGAGUCCGGCGGGGAGCACCGGCUGAUUCUCUACUAUGUCAGCGCGGUCAUGAUAUCCGGUGAUGCUGUCCACGAGCUAUAUGUAGAUAUGAGCAUACACGGCGUUAACCUCUGUUUUCUGAAUGGUUGUUCUCUGGUUCUAUCCAAGGUGGCUCCCAUUUGUCUGAUAAUCAAUUUACAGUCUAUUGACCCUGUAAAACUACAUUACCUUGGAUCAUCUCUCGUUUGCCGUUAUUCCUCCCAAGCCUGCCCGCUAAACACUGCUUCUAUCACUGUACUAUAUGCAGUCUGCACAUGGACUCAUUUGUGAUUAUACCGUGUCCUUGAUUCCUUCCGAGCCUGCAUUGUGACGGCCGUAUACAUGCUUUGUGGCUGGGCUCAGGUCAGGGCAUCUGCCUAACCGCCGAAAAGGGUCGAGGCCUCACUCACUUGUGUUGUUUGACGGUGCAUAAUUAUAUUCACCGUCGCCCAUCUCUUCGACGACUAAGCGACGGUUCUAUG
Molecule: messenger RNA, 917 nt
Organism: Aspergillus homomorphus CBS 101889
Lineage: Eukaryota; Fungi; Ascomycota; Eurotiomycetes; Eurotiales; Aspergillaceae
Exons: 1
Coding region: 178-726 (182 amino acids)
Source: RefSeq, a predicted model, not a curated record